This is a messenger RNA of Physella acuta, 1828 nucleotides long. Its product is annotated as equilibrative nucleoside transporter 4. Gene Ontology annotation, biological process: nucleoside transmembrane transport. Gene Ontology annotation, molecular function: monoamine transmembrane transporter activity; nucleoside transmembrane transporter activity. Gene Ontology annotation, cellular component: plasma membrane. NCBI's taxonomy places the organism in Eukaryota, Metazoa, Mollusca, Gastropoda, Physidae. The record is from RefSeq and is a predicted model, not a curated record.
AACAAAUUCAGUGAGAUUUUAAAAAUUACAACAGCAAGCUAAUUCAAAUGGAAUUGAAGUGUUAACAUCUAAACAUACUUUUCACAUAAACUAACUUAGGAGAAGAUGUUUAGUUUAAUAGUAACUUAACCUACGCAAGAUGUCAACAGAAGGGGCGGACAACUCGUGGGCCUACUCGAAACUUUCACUUCAGUCAACUCCAGAUACACGGAUCCUACAAGGGGCCAGAGGGGACAAAGAUGAGAGGAAAAUAUUUGCACGUUUGAAGGCCGAACUUGAGGCCAAAUCCAAGUCUAAACGUUUCUCUAAUCCCUUUGAUAAUGUCCCAGUGGAUGCCCACAGUAAAAUCUACAUCGCCUUCUUGCUCUCUGGGAUUGGCUACAUGCUUCCAUACACCUGUUUUAUCGUGGCUGUUGAUUAUUACCAGAGCCGGUUCCCCCACACAACGAUUGUGUUCGACAUGACAGCCACGACGAUUGUGGUGGGGAUGCUGGGGGUCAUCCUCAACAACGUGCUGGUCGAGACCCUCUCCCUCACCUGGCGGGUCAUGUUCGGCUACGUCAUCUCCAUUUCACUUCUGCUCUUCCUGACCAUCUGUGACGUCACGCUCAACCUGUUUGACCACGACACCGGUUACUGGGUCACCAUGACCGGUGUGGCUGUCAUUGCUGUCGGCUGUGCGGUUCAACAGUCAAGUUUCUAUGGUUACGCAAACAUGUUGCCUAGGAGAUACACACAAGGCGUCAUGGCUGGUGAAAGUGUUGCAGGUGUUCUGGUGUCGUUUAACCGAAUUGUCACAAAGCUGAUGUUGGAUGAUGAAAAGAUCAACACUAUCAUCUUCUUCAUUUGUUCUAUUGUCGUAAUUCUCAUCUGCUGUGGGACCUUUUUUCUGGCAAGGUGGACACAUUUUGUACAACAUCACCUGAGGUCGUGUAAAACAGACGACAGUUACGAGAGACAAGACACGGAAUUUAAACUGCAGCGAGGGACGAGAAACUCCCAUGCCGGCACGUACGACUCAGAGAACGGUCCAGUUACCGGAUUCAACGGUUACGUCCGUCAACAACCAGAGACGCUACAGCAGCCAGACGUUGUACACAGCGUGUGUCUCAGCGACGGCAGGGAGGAGUCUGGUGCCAUUGUGGACGUCCCGUCUGGAGCUGGGGACCUGGGCAGUUCUUCAUCGUUAGUCCAAGACAAACAGCUCACCUGUAAAGGUGGAUUGUCUGCACGCUGGGAGGUGGUGAAGCAGAUCUACCCGUACAUGACGUCAUUCGCCGUGACCUUCUACGUGUCAGUGUCCCUGUACCCAGGCAUCAUCUCAGAAGUUUUCAGCUGUCGUCUGGGCACCUGGAUGCCAGUUGUCCUCAUGGCGUGUUUUAACGUCACGGACGCCUUUGGGAAGAUGCUGACUGCUGUCAAACACAACUACACAAAGCUCCGCCUACUUAUUUAUUCUUUAGCGCGCAUUGCGUUGAUUCCAUUGGUUGUUUUGUGUAUAAUACCUCGUGCACGCCCUACACUUAGUGGAGAGGCGUGGUCAAUCUUCAUUACGAUACUGUUGGGUGUGACCAACGGAUUUUUUGGCAGUUUACCCAUGGUGCUGGCACCAGCGCAGGUCGCGCCACGUCUGCGGGAGUUAUGUGGAAAUACAAUGAUGUUGUCAUUCACGGCCGCCAUUGUUGCUGGAGCAUUUACGUCAUACGGCCUUGACCUGCUGGUGGGUCCCCAUCCUGACUUGGAGAUAUGCCACAAGAAUGCUUCGCUAUACCGUACAGGGGAUGUCCACAAUUCUUCUUUUGUGCACACAUAAAUGUUGUUUUCACCA